AAAUGUGAGUUAGUGUUCAGGGUGUGUAGUCAAACUGAAUUAUUGUCUUGAACGUUAUGUUUUCUUUUCAUAUUAUCUCUCUCUGCAAUUUGGAGCACGCUAGAGUCUCGGGACCUCGGUUUUCAAAUUUACGACGACCUGAUGUUCAGUGACAGUCUGAGCCGGUCUCUGAUUGGUCCCCGGACUCUCCGCGGCACUUCAAAGCCUGAAGAAGUCCCAACGACUGAAGCAGUCAGAGAGGAAACGCAGACUCAUCACGUUCAGUCCCGGCGAGCACACACAAACCCACAGAGACACAGAUAUUACACACAGACCAUGGCUACUACACUGCUGGGGGAGGAGCCCCGGCUUGGAAGCACACCGCUGGCAAUGUUGGCUGCCACCUGCAGCAGAAUCGGCGAGUCCAGCCCUUCGUGCUCCCCUGGUCUUUCCGACGGUGUUCCGGGAUACGUGAAGGGGUUUCACCCGUGGAAGCGAGGCGCUCCGGGUACCAGCAACCUUGGGGCUUGCUUCACCCCUCUCGGGGUUCCCUCCAGGAGUAACGGGACGGGCUUGACGGAGACCUCGAGCGCGUUCUCAGUGACCACGGCCAACUCGCCUUUUGGAAAUGACAUUUCGAUGUACCAGACCUCCAUGCCAUCAGAAAACAAUGCGCCCGAUCCUUCGCACACACAGCGGUCUGUGUUUCUGACCAAAUUCCCCUCCACGGUGGAAAGCAUAGCCGGAAUUUAUCCGAGGAUGCACGCGCAUCCCUACGAAUCAUGGUUCAAGCCAGUUGGAGAUGUCAGUAACGGGUCUGCUGCUUGGUGGGAUAUGGGGAACAGCUGGGUGGACCCACAGACCCCGGCCGGGUUAUCCUCUCCUCUGAACGGCUACAACACUGACUACAGCUCCGCCUUCAGCCCCGGGGCCUCUCAGCACCUGCACCCCGCCACUCAGCACCUGUUUGACGGCUUCAGACCACCUGUGCAUGCUCCCUACGCAGAGUCUACAACGGCGGGAGCACCUGUCCUGACAGGAACCCCCGUCGUUUCUCUGCCCGCAUCCUCUCGCUCCUCCUCAAGGCGCUACUCCGGCAGAGCCACGUGCGACUGUCCGAACUGCCAGGAGGCGGAGAGCCUUGGCCAGGGGGGCACGAGUCCGCGGCGGAGGGGCUUGCACAGCUGCCACAUCCCGGGUUGUGGUAAGAUUUACGGCAAGACCUCUCACCUGAAGGCUCACCUGCGCUGGCACACCGGGGAGAGGCCAUUUGUCUGCAACUGGCUCUUCUGCGGGAAACGCUUCACGCGCUCCGACGAGCUCCAGCGGCAUUUACGCACGCACACCGGGGAGAAGAGAUUCGAGUGCUCAACUUGCCACAAGCGGUUUAUGCGCUCCGACCAUCUCAACAAGCACGCGAGGACGCACAGCGCGGAGGGCUCAGAGGAUGGCGCGGAACCGGGACUCGGUAAAGGGAGUAGCGACACGGACAAUAGCCUCACCGGUAGCCCGAGCCAGUCUCCCGGGGUACAGGUGCGUCAGCCUGUCCAAACCACCGAGGGACAGAGGGCUGUGAAAUAAUGUACAAAGCAACACGUGGGCAUUUGAUACCACUGUAUAUCAGCCUCUAUGGAGUGUGUUGUCUUGGACACGUAAACAUUGAAAUGGCACUUUAUGAUGAACUUCAGCUGUGGAUGAACUCUGUGUCCUUACCUCAUCUUAUUUGUAGCCUUCUUAAAAAAAUAAAAUUUUACUCUACAGCUUAUCAGACUUCUUUUAUUUGAAUACGUUAUUUGCGCUUAAUUUAUUCCCAAAACAAGUGGCCUGUCAGAUCAUUAUUUGGGUUAUUUCUUGCCAUAAACGCGCUUUUUAUUUUUGUAUUAAUUCAAUUUCAUUUUAAGUAAUGCCAUAUUGUUUUUAUGUUGAAGUAAAUUGUUAUGAUUUUCCUUUUCUUGUAAGUCAUGAUUAUAAUUCAUAACUCAAUAAAACAGAACAAUGUGGGACACA
Messenger RNA from Pseudoliparis swirei, 1986 nucleotides. RefSeq names its product sp8 transcription factor a (gene sp8a). NCBI's taxonomy places the organism in Eukaryota, Metazoa, Chordata, Actinopteri, Perciformes, Liparidae. The transcript has 2 exons. Gene Ontology annotation, molecular function: RNA polymerase II cis-regulatory region sequence-specific DNA binding; DNA-binding transcription factor activity, RNA polymerase II-specific. The coding region runs from base 142 to 1560 and encodes 472 amino acids. Gene Ontology annotation, biological process: regulation of transcription by RNA polymerase II. The record is from RefSeq and is a predicted model, not a curated record.